GAUUUGUAUGCGAGUGUUUUCCUCCGGUCCGCUCUGCGGCGGCGGCGGCGGCGGCGCGUGGACAUGCUCGCGCUCACGGACAGGUGACGGGUAACUGGGCGCGCGCUCUCGCUGGUUAGCUGAGUUUGUUUUGGGCGAUCUGGCGGGAAAAAAACUGGUCAUUUUGAAUCCACUAUAUAGAACAUUAGAACAUCGGAACGUUCCAGUGUCCGAAUAUUAGAACGCAAGGACCGUUGGGACGUCAGCGCGCUGGAACGUUCGGGCGUUUUGAAUAUCAGAACGUUCGACGUUCCACCCCACUCAGUCACAGCAUCGCGGGAAUUCCACGCACGCCGUAGCUAACUGUCACCGCGCGCGCGUGCCUUGCGCGCCUGUGUGAGUUCGUGCGCGCGCCCCUGGUUCCGAUGGCGAGGAACACACUGCCGUCGCGGUUCCGCGGGCUCGACAUCGACGAGUAUGACGAGAACCGGUUCGUGGACGAGCAGGACGAAGCGGCGGAGCAGCAGGGCCCGGACGGAGCCGAGGUGGACGCGCUGCUCCGGAGAGGAGAGAUGAUGACCGCGUUCCACAUCGCUCUGAGGAACCCGCCAAUCAACUCCAAAAACCCAGCAGUGAAGGAGCGGGCGCAGGCUGUGGUGUUGCGGGUGUUGACCUCCUUUAAGAGCAGUGACAUCGAGCCAGCUGUGAAGUCACUGGACAGGAACGGGGUGGACCUGCUGAUGAAGUACAUCUACAGAGGCUUCGAGAAGCCCUCAGACAACAGCAGCGCCAUUCUGCUGCAGUGGCACGAAAAGGCUUUUGCUGUCGGGGGUUUGGGCUCCAUAGUGCGAGUGCUGACAGCAAGGAAGUCGGUUUAAAAAGCGCAGCUAAAGCAAAGAGAAAAAAAAACACGAGAGCCACGGGGUCAUCGUUUUCCUCCUAAAUGUGGACAGCUUCCUUUGUCGCAGCUCUCAUCAACCAAAUCUCUACGAAUAAGAGAGGAGAGAACCAUGGUGGACGGUUUAUUUUAUCCCAAAACAACUGCUUUCCUAUGGGGAAAUGUGUUUGUAUGUAAUAUAAAUUAUUGCUUCAUUAAUUUACCUCCUGGAGUUCUAAGAAAGAUCUGAUGCGUCUCCUUAUUGAUUGCUAAGUGAAGGUUUUAGGUGUUUUGGUUUAUCUGUGAACAGAAGAGGAGCAUCACCGUUAGCUUUGAACAGCCGUUUCUCGGCGUCCAGACUGUGAAAGUGACCGGCCGGCGCUGCCAGAUGAAUAUUUCUCAUUUCUUUAAUUCUUUAAUUCCGAAUCAGUUUUUCUUUUGUACAAAAAAAGGAUGAUGUUUAAUAUAUAGCAUUGCAGUGGAGUUGCGGUUUCUCAGUGUGGGUGGGUUGAAGGGGUUAUUGUGAAGUGCCUGGUGCAAUAAAGAUCAUAAAUCUGUU
Colossoma macropomum (tambaqui) is the source of this 1415-nucleotide messenger RNA. It is a transcript of the gene arpc5la, whose product is annotated as actin related protein 2/3 complex, subunit 5-like, a. The record is from RefSeq and is a predicted model, not a curated record. Gene Ontology annotation, cellular component: cytoplasm; actin cytoskeleton; Arp2/3 protein complex. NCBI's taxonomy places the organism in Eukaryota, Metazoa, Chordata, Actinopteri, Characiformes, Serrasalmidae. The coding region runs from base 405 to 857 and encodes 150 amino acids. Gene Ontology annotation, molecular function: actin filament binding. Gene Ontology annotation, biological process: cell migration; Arp2/3 complex-mediated actin nucleation; regulation of actin filament polymerization. The transcript has 4 exons.